This is a messenger RNA of Equus caballus (horse), 1298 nucleotides long. RefSeq names its product hydroxyacylglutathione hydrolase (gene HAGH). The record is from RefSeq and is a predicted model, not a curated record. Gene Ontology annotation, biological process: glutathione metabolic process. Gene Ontology annotation, cellular component: mitochondrion. Gene Ontology annotation, molecular function: hydroxyacylglutathione hydrolase activity. NCBI's taxonomy places the organism in Eukaryota, Metazoa, Chordata, Mammalia, Perissodactyla, Equidae.
CGGCGGGGAGUUGCGGCCCCGCGGCUGACGCUGUCUUCAUCGACACGGGGUUGCCACCGUCUCCGCGGCGUGCAGGCUCGGCGCGGUCAAAUCAGACGCUCAGAGAGGGCUGAAGACAGAGGGCCCCGCCCCGGGCGGAGGGACGGUGCCCGAAGGCCGCGGGGUGCUGCGCCGGUGCCCCGCCAAGUCAGCCGCGUCUUUUCACCUGAGCUUUGGCUCACAAGCAAAACCUGGGGUGCAGCCUUUCUGGGAAGCAUUCUCCGUCAGGCGGAAGUAAGGAAGAGCUUGAUGGUGGAAGAGGGCAGCAUGAAGGUCGAGUUACUGCCUGCCCUAACCGACAACUACAUGUACCUGAUCAUCGAUGAUGACACCAAGGAGGCCGCCAUUGUGGACCCAGUGCAGCCUCAGAAGGUUGUGGAAACAGUGAAAAAGCACGGCGUGAAGCUGACCACAGUGCUCACCACCCACCACCACUGGGACCAUGCUGGCGGGAACGAGAAGCUGAUCAAGCUAGAGCCUGGAUUAAAGGUGUACGGGGGUGAUGACCGGAUUGGGGCCCUGACUCACAAGGUCGCGCACCUGUCCACACUGCAGGUGGGGUCUCUGAACGUCAAGUGCCUGUCGACACCGUGCCACACUUCUGGACACAUCUGCUACUUUGUGACCAAGCCCAAUAGUUCCGACCCCCCUGCUGUGUUCACAGGUGACACCUUGUUUGUGGCCGGCUGUGGGAAGUUCUAUGAAGGGACGGCAGAUGAGAUGUACAAAGCCCUGCUCGAGGUCCUGGGCCGGCUCCCUCCAGACACAAGAGUGUACUGUGGCCACGAAUACACCAUCAACAACCUCAAGUUCGCUCGCCACAUGGAGCCCAACAAUGCCGCCAUUCAGGAGAAACUGGCCUGGGCCAAGGAAAAGUACAGUAUCGGGGAGCCCACAGUGCCGUCCACCAUAGCGGAGGAGUUCACCUACAACCCAUUCAUGAGAGUGAGGGAGAAGACUGUGCAGCAGCAUGCGGGUGAGACGGACCCUGUGACCACCAUGAGGGCCAUCCGCAAAGAGAAGGACCAUUUCAAGGUGCCCCGGGACUGAGGUGGCUGCGGGGCCUGGGCGCCUAUGGCUGCUGCCCCCGCCUUCAAGCGCAUUUGGGUAUCAGAUGUUUUAGGUGAAUUUUCUGCUAGAAGUGUGGAGAUUCAGUCUUGGUUUAAUCUUAAGUUAAUUUCAGAGCCCUCUGCUUGUGUUAUCAAAUGUCCUAACGCAUAUCUAUAAGAGAAGCAGCUAGGAAGCGUUUAUCCCUGGAA